GUGUUGAUUUUCAUGAUAGACUAUAGUCAUCGAUUGCUAAGCAUUCUGAAAAAUUUUGGUUAUUUCUAAAAUUGGAUAUAUUAUAUUUAAUUAUUGAAACGGAAGAGCUCACCGCGGUGAAGUAUAUAAAAUCCGCGCUUGAAAUCUGUAAAAAAUAUAUAAAAUAUCAAUCAAAAACCGCUGAGCAAUUGCAACGUGUAGGUCGUAGUCUAAUAUACCACGCCCCCCACAAAAUUUUAGUUCCGUGUUAAUGUGUGGCUUACAGCCGGAAUUUCUAUUUACCAUCUGCUGCUACGUUCACUUGGAUAACAAUUAUAAGUAGCUGUUCAAAAUUUGAUAGCAAGAUCACGUAUACGAAAUUUCUUGAGGGAUAGCCAGGCGUAUACUGUGAAGAAGUCAACAAAGCGGAACUUGAAAAUUCAUAAAAAAAGAAUAAAACAGAAUACGGCAUACCAUAACCAAACAAAUAAAUCUGUGUUAUUUUACGUCGGAUGCUUCGUCGCAGAUCUAAGACGGACAAAUGUGUAGCAUGAUACAUAAACCAAACCUGGCGUAUCUUUAAUUCGAACUCUUUCUGGCUGACAUGUUAUUUGCUUUCAUAAUUACAGAGCACUGAAAAACUGAUAUGGACCGGAGUGUGGAUUCAAUUGGAAGCUGCUCACUUGAUGUAGAUGCUGAUUCUACGGACGUAUCAGAUACAAGUGGAAGCUUGAACUUUCCGACACCGAUGUCCGUCAAAGAUAUCACCAGAGAAUUUACGACGAAUAUACGAGAGCGUUGUUCUGUUCAGAAUAUUCGUGAAAUAAACAAGAAUUGUGCGGGACUUGAGUCGAAGAUGGUGUUGACACAGCCUAUUGGAAAUGCCAACCCAACAAGUGCCUUAUUAAAUUCUUCAAACCCCAAUUCGAAUAAAAUCAUAAAUUUGACUGAUGCGAGUCCUGAUAAAAAGCCUAGUUACCUGAAUCUCGCUUGUUGUGUGAAUGGAUACUCCAAUCUUACUACCUACGAUUCUAAAAUACGACAGGAUAUAAAUAAAUCACGGGAGGUAUCUCCCAUUCGUCCGUCAUCAAAUAGUAUUCAGUAUUGUAAAAAAAAUAAUUCUUUGGCGCCACCAGUUCUUUUGCAAAUGAAUGAUGGAAGGGGUGACGUAUCAACCGCGAAAAUGCCAGCUGUGAAUGGCCAGAGCAAUAAUAUUGGGUCGUUUAGACCAGAUAACAAUGAAUCUGAGCGCUGUGACUCGCCAUGGCUGGAAGAUCGUCGCAAUACUAGUUUUAUUCAGCAGCGGGUGGAACGAUUGUAUGGACCCGCUGCGUUAGCACAGGGUUUUUAUAGUCCAAAAAAAGCACGCAGCACCACAUUUACAUGCACGACUACACGUGAGCGUGAAGAUGCUAGUUCAUCAGAAUUGGCACGUAAAUUUCAGCAACUCACUCCAAGUAAGGAUUACACCGAAUUCAGAAAAAAAUUAAGUGCAUCUACAUCAAACUCUCCACGUCAAAUUCUUUCAACUACUGACAUUUCGAAUGUCAAUAACAAUUUGGUGGAUUUACCUGUAUUGCGUCAUCUAAGCCAUGAGUUUCGAGCUCAGUUGCCUAUAAUUUCGCCCAAAAGAGGCCAAUCCAGAAAUUCGCUCAAUAAAAGCUUAAGUCCCGCAAAGGAAACAACAUUAGAUUCUAAUAAGGCUGAAGUAUUAAUAGAUGAGGUUGAUCGUAAAGAAGCUCCAAGGUUUACUGAUGAAAUAACGAGUGAACGUUCAACAAAUGGUGUUAAUAUACAAGUUGAAGUAUUGAUGAAACCAAAAACAAGUGAUUCAAUCGUCGAGUGCGCUGAAAAGGAUGGAACCUACUUUCUUAAUUUGUUGAGAAUCGAACAGAAGCGUCUUUUGGCUUUGGCUGAUAAAGCGGAACAGUAUGCUGAUGCUUUAUCGGACAAUCCCGAUGUUUCUGAAGAUAUCCUAGGUUUCUUGCGUUCAGCUUACGGCAAAGCUCGGUUACUGGUGUCACAAAAGAUGAAGCAAUUCGAAGGUCUUUGCCAAAAUAAUCUGAAUUCAUCACCAGAAGACAAGUUUCCCACAACUGCCGAUGAUCUACAAGGAUUCUGGGACAUGGUAAAUUUGCAAGUUGAUAACAUCGAUUCUAUUUUCGAGGAAAUUGAAGUAUUAAAAAGAAACAACUGGAAGAAACCGAUCGAGACAUUACCUAAAGAAUCGAACAAAUCCUCCAAAAUCCAGCAAAAAUCUAUUAAGACUGUGAACCAAAAGGCAAAGCCUGGUACAUCUAACGGAAGUGAGCCAAAGUCAAGUGCAGCUUUGAAACGAGAAUCACAAAGGAAAAUGUUGCAGGAAAUAAAGCGUAAAAAUAAAAUCGCGUUGUCAGCAAAAUCAACUACCUCGGAUUUGAAAUCAGCAGAACCGAAUGUGGAAAACAUAGAUACCGUUGAGAUAUUUGUUAAAAACAGCAAGUGAACACUUAGGAAGGAACAAGUUGUUCGUACUAACCCUUAACUAGUCCUCCAACGAAAUCGAAUGAGACAUAAACCCCAUGACAUACAUCUUCUAUAAAUAUUUUUCGCUUCGACUAAUUUUCGUUUCAUAUUAAAUCUAAAAAAAAUAUAUGCCUACAGAUAUAAUACUCGUUUAUAGGUUAAUCUUAAUAUAAUAAAGCAGUGUGCUAUCGGAACGGUGAGAAAAAAUGCUAAUUUGGAUAACUGAGAAUAUGUGUACGGGUUUUAAUGAUUCUAAAUCUGUAAAAUGAAAAAUGCAAUAUAGAUCACUACUUCUCUUUCGCUUUAAAAUAGAUUGUAUUGAGCCAAAUUCAUAGUUUUCAAAUUAGUUAAAUUAUAUUUACUGUUACUAGCAUAAAAACAUGAGGAAUUAUUCGUACUGGUUGACAUCUUACAUAUAUACGCACUAUACAUUUUUGAUAUUUUUAUAUUAAUUGAUUUACCACAUGAAGUUUGCGUGUUUGUCACAUGAAUAAUUUUUAACUAAAAAAGACAUUUAUUUUAUAAAAAUUGUAUGAGAAUAAUUAUAACAUUUGAUUAAUAUUAAUGCAACCUUGUUUUACUUAAAAAUAAAAGGCCGUUCAUGCGGUACUGCAAAAUCAA
This is a messenger RNA of Anastrepha obliqua, 3105 nucleotides long. It is a transcript of the gene vlc, whose product is annotated as disks large-associated protein 1. The transcript is spliced from 8 exons. NCBI's taxonomy places the organism in Eukaryota, Metazoa, Arthropoda, Insecta, Diptera, Tephritidae. Gene Ontology annotation, biological process: signaling. The record is from RefSeq and is a predicted model, not a curated record. Gene Ontology annotation, cellular component: postsynaptic specialization; glutamatergic synapse. Gene Ontology annotation, molecular function: molecular adaptor activity. The coding region runs from base 626 to 2464 and encodes 612 amino acids.